Endocarpon pusillum Z07020 is the source of this 1551-nucleotide messenger RNA. RefSeq lists its product as uncharacterized. The transcript has 3 exons. NCBI's taxonomy places the organism in Eukaryota, Fungi, Ascomycota, Eurotiomycetes, Verrucariales, Verrucariaceae. The record is from RefSeq and is a predicted model, not a curated record. The coding region runs from base 1 to 1551 and encodes 516 amino acids. Gene Ontology annotation, molecular function: monooxygenase activity; heme binding; oxidoreductase activity, acting on paired donors, with incorporation or reduction of molecular oxygen.
AUGUUUCCAAUAAGUGCAUUGUCCUGGAUAAACCUUGUCGGCUAUCUCGUUGUCUUCGUUGCCAUCAAGCGCAUAUAUUACGAAUUGACCACAGGUGCUGCAAGGCGUGCGAUCAUCAAAGAGAAUGGCUGUGAACCCGUCUAUCACUGGCGCCAUCAAGGCAUUCUUGGGAAGCUUUUGGGUCUUGAUCUAAUACAGCAGCAGAUAAAAGAUGAUAAGCUGGGAAGAACAUUCGAAGGAGUCAGGCAAAGAUUGUUUGCAGAGCGAAACACCGUUCAGACAACUAGCAUGGGUAUUGAGCUCAUUCAAACUGCUGAGCCAGAAAUUGUCAAAACGAUGUUGUCGACCAAGUUUCAUGACUUUGAGCUGGCCCAAAGACGCCUUGAUGCAAUUGUGCCAUCUCUGGGUCACGGUAUAUUUGCCUCGAACGGAGCUGCAUGGGAGCGGUCAAGGGCUCUGAUCCGUCCAAGCUUCACAAAGACUCAGGUGGCUGAUCUUGAUACCUUUGAGACACAUAUACAGCAUUUUAUCAGCGCUAUACCUCGGGACGGCUCCACUGUGGACCUCCAGCCAUUGUUUUUCUCAUUGACCAUGGAUUCGGCAACCGAGUUCCUGUUUGGGAGGUCUACUGCUUGCCUGGCACCUGGUUUGAAGACACAAUCGGCGUCUGAAUUUGUCAAAGCAUUUGAGUACUGUACCAAGUCGAUCGGGACGGAGAUACGGACUGCUGGUCUCAGUCGUUGGAUACCUGACAAAAGAUGGCAUAAGAGCAAGAAUAUUGUGCAUGCUUUCGCCGAUUCCAUCAUCCGAGAAGAAACCAUUCGUCUGCAUCCAGCUGACAUGGAGAAGUCAGCCAAACCAGGAACUACAUGUGGCAACGAGCGUUACGUAUUCCUACACGAGCUGAUCAAGCAGACCCAAGAUCCAGAUACUCUUAGAUCUGAAUUGCUCAAUAUUUUACUCGCUGGUAGAGACUCAACUGCAGGUCUCUUGGCAAAUACAUGGCAUACGAUCGCUCGUCGUCCCGAUAUUUGGGCCAAAUUGCGAGCUGAGGUUGAUACACUCAUGGGAGAAGCACCUACAUAUGCACAAAUCAAGGAUAUGAAAUAUCUCAGAUGGGUCUUGAACGAGUGUCUCCGGCUCAUGCCAAUUGUCCCUGCAAAUGGACGAGUUGCGGUCCGUGAUACUGUGAUUCCUGUUGGAGGUGGUGCCGACGGCAAGGCUCCUGCCUUGGUUCCCAAAGGCUCGAUCGUCGUGUACCACUCAUGGACUUUUCACAAGCGGAAAGAUCUCUAUGGGGAGGACGCCGAUGAGUUUAGGCCAGAGCGGUGGGAGAAGCUUAGACAUGGCUGGGAGUACUUGCCUUUCAACGGCGGCCCACGAAUCUGUGUUGGGCAGCAAUUCGCACUCACCGAAGCAAGCUAUGCAACGAUCAGGCUGAUGCAGGCCUUCUCACGUAUUGAGCCUCGUGACGAGCGGGAGUGGUGUGCGUCUAGCUCGUUGACAUUGGCCAGUGGUGUCGGGUGCAAAGUAGCGUUGUUUGAAUCUUGA